AUGAAGCUAGCAAGCUUCAUGUUGAUAAAAUUUAAAAUAACAAAAGAGAUUUCGCAUUGGGGUGCAAUUCGAACGACUAAAUUUGGUUUUCCCGAAAGACCAUUGAAAGAGUUCUUUUUUGCCUUUUCUAAAACGAAUAAGCAUUUGGAGUUUUUCCAUCAACUGCAAGACAAGUUCUUUGCCCAUUUCCACCCAUAA
Clunio marinus is the source of this 198-nucleotide messenger RNA. The record is from the annotation of a GenBank genome assembly. Lineage: Eukaryota; Metazoa; Arthropoda; Insecta; Diptera; Chironomidae.